This is a messenger RNA of Atta colombica, 736 nucleotides long. RefSeq names its product larval cuticle protein A3A-like. The record is from RefSeq and is a predicted model, not a curated record. Gene Ontology annotation, cellular component: extracellular matrix. Lineage: Eukaryota; Metazoa; Arthropoda; Insecta; Hymenoptera; Formicidae. Bases 87 to 671 code for a protein of 194 amino acids. The transcript has 2 exons.
ACCAUCUAUCCAUUGGUAUCAUUCGCAUCAGACUUGCAAGACUAGCAAGCUACCAAUCGAGCAAACUACCAAUCACCUGAACAGCAAUGGCUUUCAAGUUUAUCGCUUUCGCCGUCCUGAUCGCCGCCGCCAACGCCGGUAUUAUCGCGCCUGGUGCCCCUCUGGCCUACGCUACAGCUCCCGCGGUUGUCGCCGCCCCCGUUGCCAAGGCUGUUGACGCAGACUUUGACCCGCACCCACAGUACAGCUAUGCGUACGACGUACAUGACAGCCUGACUGGCGAUGACAAGAGCCAGCAGGAGACCCGUGAUGGCGACCUCGUCCAGGGUAGCUACUCCCUCUUGGAAGCCGAUGGCACCAGGCGCAUCGUCGAAUACGCCGCUGACCCAGUCAAUGGAUUCAACGCCGUAGUCCGCAAGGAACCCGCCGCCGUUGCUGUCAAGGCCGUCGCUCCGGUCGCCGCACCCCUCGCCUAUGCUGCCCCGAUCGCCAAGAUCGCCACUCCUGUGGCCCAUGCCCCUCUGGCCCCUGCUCCUCUGGCCUACGCUGCCCCGAUUGCGAAGAUCGCCGCCCCCAUAGCCCACGCUCCCUUCGCCUAUACCGCGCCGAUCGCCAAGGUCGCCGCGCCCGCCGCCAUCUCCUACGCCGCCCCCGCUGCCUACCUCCACUGAACUGUGACCUGACCAUCACUUAGGAAUGAUACUUACCGAAUAAAUCUCAGUUUUUGUAGCAAGUA